This is a messenger RNA of Melanaphis sacchari, 1920 nucleotides long. RefSeq names its product heat shock protein 70 A1-like. The transcript has a single exon. Lineage: Eukaryota; Metazoa; Arthropoda; Insecta; Hemiptera; Aphididae. The record is from RefSeq and is a predicted model, not a curated record. The coding region runs from base 1 to 1920 and encodes 639 amino acids. Gene Ontology annotation, cellular component: cytoplasm. Gene Ontology annotation, biological process: cellular response to unfolded protein; protein refolding. Gene Ontology annotation, molecular function: misfolded protein binding; ATP binding; ATP hydrolysis activity.
AUGGUGGGAAAGACUGCGAUUGGUAUUGAUCUUGGUACCACCUAUUCUUGUGUGGGUGUUUGGCAACACGGAAAAGUAGAGGUCAUCGCUAACGAUCAAGGUAACAGGACUACCCCGAGUUAUGUUGCAUUCACAGACACCGAACGGUUGAUUGGCGAUGGGGCCAAGAACCAGGUGGCAAUGAAUCCCGUAAAUACGGUGUUCGACGCUAAACGUUUGAUAGGACGUCGUUACGACGACGAGAAAACGCAAGCGGACAUUAAACAUUGGCCGUUCAAAGUGGUGAACGACUGCGGUAAGCCUAAAAUCCAAGUGGAAUUCAAAGGUGAACGGAAAGUGUUUGCGCCAGAAGAAAUUAGUUCAAUGGUGCUGAUGAAAAUGAAGGAGACGGCAGAAGCGUACUUGGGCCGUGAUGUGACGGACGCUGUAAUCACGGUGCCGGCGUACUUCAACGAUUCGCAGAGACAGGCGACCAAAGACGCGGGUGUUAUAGCUGGCCUUAACGUAAUGCGAAUAAUCAAUGAACCGACAGCUGCGGCUUUGGCUUAUGGUCUGGACAAGAACCUUAAAGGAGAGAGGAACGUGUUGAUAUUCGAUCUAGGCGGUGGAACAUUCGAUGUGUCCAUUCUGCAGAUCGACGAGGGUUCGAUAUUUGAAGUAAAAUCGACGGCGGGUGAUACGCAUUUGGGCGGUGAAGACUUCGACAACCGGCUGGUGAAUCAUUUGGCCGACGAGUUCAAGAGGAAAUGUAAAAAAGACGUACGUAGCAAUCCAAGAGCGUUGAGACGACUGAGGACAGCUGCCGAACGGGCCAAGAGAACGUUGUCGUCAAGUUCGGAGGCCACUAUAGAGAUUGAUGCUUUAAUGGAAGGUAUCGAUUUCUACACAAGGGUUUCCCGAGCUCGUUUCGAGGAGUUGUGCGCAGAUCUGUUCAGGUCGACUCUGCAACCAGUGGAAAAGGCUUUGGCGGACGCUAAAUUGGACAAGGGAGACAUACACGACGUGGUGCUUGUAGGUGGUUCGACGAGAAUUCCAAAGAUCCAGAGUCUGCUACAAAACUUCUUCUGCGGCAAACCGCUCAACCUGUCCAUCAAUCCCGACGAAGCGGUAGCCUAUGGCGCUGCAGUACAGGCGGCUAUUCUUAGCGGCGAUACGAGUUCGGCGAUUCAAGACGUGUUGCUCGUGGACGUUACUCCACUGUCCUUGGGCAUCGAGACCGCGGGUGGUGUGAUGACCAAAAUCGUCGAACGCAAUUCCACUAUUCCAUGUAAACAAACCCAAACGUUUACUACUUACGCUGACAACCAACCGGCAGUCACCAUUCAGGUGUUUGAAGGAGAAAGGGCCAUGACUAAGGACAACAAUCUAUUGGGAACAUUUGACCUGACCGGCAUACCUCCGGCCCCUAGGGGUGUACCCAAGAUCGAGGUGACUUUUGAUAUGGAUGCAAAUGGUAUUUUGAACGUUUCAGCCAAAGAUAACAGCUCUGGACGCUCCAAAAACAUCGUCAUUAAGAACGACAAGGGUCGCCUAUCUCAAGCCGAAAUCGAUCGUAUGCUUAGCGAGGCUGAGCGGUAUAAAGAAGAGGACGAACGACAAAAGGCCAAGAUCGCGGCCAAAAAUCAGUUAGAAAGCUAUGUGUUUAGUGUUAAACAAGCUUUAGACGAGGCCGGCGACAAGUUAACCGAAUCUGAAAAGAACACCGGAAAACAGGAAUGCGACGCUGUGGUUCAGUGGUUGGAUAACAAUCAAUUAGCAGACAAAGACGAAUACGAGUACAAAUUAAAAGAAAUUCAAAAGAGCUGCUCAGCUUUAAUGAUGAAGAUCCACGGUGCGGGACAACCCGGUAGCGCACCUUCUGGUGCUCAUGGUUUCCCGGGUUCAAGAGGAGGAGGACCUACCGUAGAAGAAGUAGAUUAA